This is a messenger RNA of Parasteatoda tepidariorum (common house spider), 873 nucleotides long. RefSeq names its product gonadotropin-releasing hormone receptor-like. Gene Ontology annotation, molecular function: peptide binding; G protein-coupled receptor activity. Lineage: Eukaryota; Metazoa; Arthropoda; Arachnida; Araneae; Theridiidae. The record is from RefSeq and is a predicted model, not a curated record. Gene Ontology annotation, biological process: cellular response to hormone stimulus; G protein-coupled receptor signaling pathway. Gene Ontology annotation, cellular component: plasma membrane.
AAUAUUUACUUUUGUUUUAUUAAAUUUGUUGUGUUACUGAAAAGGUACCUUCAGUGAUCCGUUUUAAGCAUAAACGCAUCAAAAUCCAGGCACUAACUGUUGUUUCACUUUUUCAGGCAUUUAUUUUCAGCGUGAUGAAGGGUCCCUUCAUAGAGGAGUUCUACCAGUGCGUCACUUUUGGCUUCUACACGGCGGCGUGGCAGGAACAGUUUUAUACAACCCUCAGCCUCAUUUUGAUGUUCCUUCUACCCCUCAUCAUCCUCAUCGUCACGUACAUAACCACCUUCACAACAAUAGCCAGCCAAGAAAACAUGUUCUCGGAAUCCCUCACCAGAUCACCACUCGAAGAUGCUCGGCACAAAAUUUUGCACAAAGCCAAAAUCAAGACGUUAAUGAUAACAGUGGUCAUAGUUUUGACAUUCGUGGUCUGUUGGACACCCUAUUAUGUGACAAUGGUUAUAUUUAUCUUCUUGGAACCGAACGAAGAACUAAGCGAAAACCUCCAGGCUUUCGUCUUCUUCUUCGGCAGUCUGACAUCCAUGAUCAAUCCUCUCAUCUACGGGGCUUUCCACCUGAGAAGAAGGAAACCGCGUCCUUCCAAAUCCACUACUUACAUGAAUAAUAGCAGUUCUUCGCGAGUGGAUCUCUCGUUGGCCACUUUCCACAGAGGUUGAAAUAAUAAUUAAUGCCAAGUCGCCAACUGCUCUUAAAGAAGUUCGAUUCAAUCAAACAGCGUUACAAAUUGAGGCGAUUUUUUCCUAAUAUCCUACAUGGCAAAAGGAUAAUCCAAAUAAAUUAACUUAAAACUUUAAUGAAUAAUCCAAAGAAACAUGCAGGGGAAUCUAUUACUUAGAGUUUUUGGCCAAAUUAUUA